AUGUUGUCCUGCGCUCUUUGCGGUAGAUGGCUCAAGAAGUCCGACAAGCCCACAUGGAUGAGAGAAUACAGGGCUAUCUAUGUGUCGGGUGUCAACCUUUGCGAAGCCAAGCUUUCCGGCGUUGGCAGGUUCGGGGGCUCUGGUAGAAAACACCUACCGGCAGAAUCCCACAGGCGCUACGACGAUGCAGACUUCAACGAGAAUGCACGCGUGGAGUUUCGGUCGAGAUUCCAUAAAGGCGGACCGGGGUCACAGGGUGACUCACCUCCUCGGGUCUGGGGGUUCGUCUUUCAUGCGGCUUGCUGGGAGAUCAUCGGGAUCCUCUUCCAGCCUGAUGCUCAACUCAUCUUUUCGCUGUGCUUCUCCAUGCCGAUCCACGGCGAAACGAUCCUCGACUGGGGCCAUGACUAUGGAGGAAUCGUUGUCGGAAUACCUGACGACGAGAACCCUCCCAUGCUGACCUACAUAGCACGCCCCUCUAUUCCUGGUUACGGCAGGGAUCCCUACGCGAUGUAUUCCAUCCGGAGACUGUUCAAUCCGGCGAACAUCCCGAAGCACAUGCUCAUCGACAUCCCGGCCCGACACAGUCCAGCCAACCCGGAUGGGGAUGUGUUUCGUCGUCUACCAAAUGAGCUCCUGCAAGCUAUCCUCGUCGAGCUUCCCCGUGAAGAUGUCGGAAGACUACGGCAAGCGUCACCCAGCUUUGCCAACUUACAUCUGUCAGAAUCCUUUUGGGCCUCUAGGUUCUGGCGAGGACACGAAUUCCACCACAUCUUCGAAACCUUGCGAUCCCGUCCCGACUCCUGGGAGAAGCUCUACCUGGCACUGCGAUAUAUGGAGCCGCGCCUGGCUGACCGGAAGCGCAUUUGGAGUCUGGCUUUGGAGCUGGAGAGUCUGCAGAACCAGGUAUCUGGCAGAGUCUGCAAAGGGGCUCGUCUUCUGACAGCUUUCGACACAUCCAAAAAUGGCCGGAUAAAGAAGAAUGAACAUACACGCGACUGGAGAAAACUCGAUUGGAACACUGCUGGUAUCAACCUCUGCACAGAGUAUGAGCUAUUCUAUGUGGGAUGCAGGCCUUGGUUUGCUCGGAUUCUCCGUUUCCGACCACGUCUCCGCGUUCGCCACCUCUGGGUGUCAUUUGUGCGCAUGAGCGGCCGCUCUUUCGUCUCGGGCUUCCGGUUCGUCAAGCCAAAUGGGAAAAUCAACAGUCUGGGCUACAUCCACCCCGACCAAGAGGUCAAGAUUUGCUUUUCGAAUGGUCGACAUGAAUCCCCAUACACCAUCUCUGGGUGGCAGUUGGCCGUGGAAAGACAAGGAUUCCGAGCGGUUGCUGUGCUGACUGCCGAUGGUACCAUGUCUUGCUGGGCAGGUGGGCCGGACGACGUCCCCAGAUGGCGCUUGAGAGGACUAGGAAAGCGAAUAUCAAUCGUCAAGGCGGAAUUUGAUGUGAGUUGGGCCUCUUUCUAUGACUGA
Fusarium keratoplasticum is the source of this 1473-nucleotide messenger RNA. RefSeq names its product F-box domain-containing protein. Gene Ontology annotation, molecular function: protein binding. Lineage: Eukaryota; Fungi; Ascomycota; Sordariomycetes; Hypocreales; Nectriaceae. The coding region runs from base 1 to 1473 and encodes 490 amino acids. The record is from RefSeq and is a predicted model, not a curated record. The transcript is spliced from 2 exons.